Molecule: messenger RNA, 7268 nt
Organism: Scylla paramamosain (green mud crab)
Lineage: Eukaryota; Metazoa; Arthropoda; Malacostraca; Decapoda; Portunidae
Product: erythroid differentiation-related factor 1-like
Exons: 18
Coding region: 98-3937 (1279 amino acids)
Biological process (GO): positive regulation of DNA-templated transcription
Source: RefSeq, a predicted model, not a curated record
UACCGUUGCAAAGGCCAUACCCUGAUCAACAACACAAAGUAAACAAACCUUCGCCUCGCUCUUCUAGAAAUUCUCUCGACAUCCUAGUGUUCAGACAAUGGAUGAGAAUGAUGAGGAGCUUGAAGGCAGCAUGAGGGAGGAGGGCAGCAUCACUCUGAGUCCCAGCAUGAUGAGUUCCUUGGUCAUCUCCCCUUCCAAGUCCCUGGCAUGUCCCUCACCACGAGUCCUCAGCCCCAUCAGGAAGUCCUCUGUUGCUGCUGCACAAAGGGACUAUCUGAGUGACAGGGACAGAGAGGAGGCUCACGCAGAGGACCUGUUGUUUGAGGGACACUUGGGGGACAGUCAGGAUAUACACAUUCACUCCUCAGCUGUUGUCAAGAGCUCUGAGGUUGAGUUCCCUGUCCAUUUCCAUGAGCUACAGUCAAAUACUGACCUCAAAAUGCCACCGUCCAAUUGGCUGAGGGAUCACUCGUCGAUCAGGCUGGCCAACCCCACACACAGACACUCAGACUUCUCCAGCUUUGUAAUGGCGCACCAGUUCCCAGAUUGCAUUGGGGAUGUGGAUGUUGUCUCAGACGCUGAGAACAUCAAGAAGCUGCUCAAGAUUCCCUUUAAUUCCAAGGCGCACGUCAGCAUGAUGAUUCAUCGUGUGGGAAAGACGCUGCUCAUUGACGACUUUGACAUCUACAAGUACCUCCUCCGCCAGUCUGAGAAGGAGUGGCAGUGGCUUCGCAAGUUCUUCUUUGAAAACGUCCUCCAGUCUCUUGCACGCACAGAGGCGGUGCUUGUUCGUCCAAACAAGAGCCGCGAUGUCGUGCAGAGCCGGAGUUUGCUGUCCAAGUUCCUCUACCACAGUGUGAAUGAGGAAGCUUGUCCACCAAGCCCACCCCCUCGACCCGUCACUGAGAGCCCCGUGUCAGUCCGAAGGCCGUCUCUGAUAAGCAGCAGUAGCACGGGGGAGGUGAUGCCCGAGCCAACCAUGGAAGAGCAGCUGCCCCAAGCCUCCAGUCAGGCCUUCACGCGCACUGUGGUCUGGGAUUUUGAGGAUCUGCACAUGCUCAUAGGGACUGAUCUGCCCAUUUUUGGAGGAGGAACCCACCCCUGUGUGUCCCUGCGCCUGAGGGACAUGAGCAAGCCCAUCAGCAUCCUUACUGGCAUUGACUACUGGCUGGACAACUUGAUGUGCAAUGUGCCAGAGGUCAUUAUGUGCUAUCACCUGGAUGGCAUUGUGCAGAAGUAUGAGCUGAUCAAGACGGAGGAUCUGCCACACAUGUGUGAGAACCAAUUUUCCCCAACCCUGGUGCGUGAUGUGGCACAAAACAUCCUGGCUUUCCUCAACAGCAAGGCCACCAAGGAGGGACACACCUAUUGGCUCUUCAAGGGGAAGGAUGAUGAUAUAGUAAAGCUGUAUGACCUGACCUCACUGUGUCUGGAGGACCACAUGUGUGUUGACACCAGGGAGGAGGAGGAGAUCCCAGCACAGGACCCGGGGAACCCUUUCACUGUCCCUGUGGCAAUGCUCUUCUACCGAGUGGCCAAGAACAUGCGAGCCUCUGAGGACGCCAACAAGAAGAUUGCAUCCAUCCGAGCAUUACUGAAGAAUUCUCUCACACUUCUGGAUAAAGACAAGUUUCCCAAGAUUGUUUCGUCAGCUCACUACAUGCUGUCUGAUCUCUACGUGCCCCAAGACAUUGAUCCUGACUCCCCAGUGUUGUCUGACUGCAGUGACGAGGACAGUGAAUGGUCCUCAGUUCAUGGCAGUGAUGACGAAGACUUCUGUGAGGAACAAGAGUCUCAGUCGGUUACUCCCUCCAACCCAAGCUCCUCCAUCAAGUUGUCCUCUUUGUGCAAGCCAUACAUCAGCAAAACACAGUCCACCUACUACAAAGCUCCACCACUUCUUGGCACCCUGGAGGAACGGUGCUACACAGCACUGAGCCAUGUAUGUGAGGCCCUGGAAUGCCUGCACACGUCCCAGAGCAGGGAGAAGGAGCAUGGCAAAGGCAAGCAGGGCAGCGAGUCCCCGUCCUCCUCCGUCAAUCAGUCCCGGAGCACAAGCCAGAGCCAGGAGGAACCCAAGAUGGCGCGUCCCUUCCACCCCAUACCAAUGCCUUAUUCACCUCUCAAUGCUCACAGUGACAGCACUGAGGACAAGGGCAAGGCUCUGGUGGUGUCCAGCGAGUCACCGCAGAGGAGGGAGUUGACGGUGUCUGUGCUGAGCCAGCAGUACUGUGUUUCCAGCUGGUGGGACAAGCUACAUGUCCUGCUGCUGAGGAAGGCAUCUCUUGUGUAUCUGGUGAUGGCCAGGAACAGUUUUAAUGCCAAGAGGUAUGGGCUGGCCUUGAGGUACUCCAGGUUUUCCACACAUGCUUGGCACGGCAUGGUGUGCAGACUUGGCCUGCAGGUGGGGGAUGUCCCUCUGCCUUGCUCAGCCCUGACACUAGCUGGAGACAUCUUCUACAUGGUGUCCAAGGCGUGGAAUGAGGUUGCCACGCACAUUGAUGAGUACAACACUGUGUCCUCUGUGCAUGAGAAAAUCCUGACACUUCUGGAUCAUAUAUUGCCAGCUCAAGAAUGCAUCCGAACCAUCAAGGUGCCGUGUGAUGUGGAGGAAGCCUUGACCCUCAGCCUGACUUGCUUUGAUGAGGCGCUGCUGGUGGCUGACCCUGAGGCUGAGAUGCUCCUUGCUCGACGGCUGGGGAACGUCUGCAAUGAACUCGGUGUGAUGUACAUGAACCAGGCUGGAAAGCUGUGUGAGGAGGAGAAGAUUGGAUUCAAGGGAGCUGAGGAGCUGUGGAAGAAGAGUGCUGAGGUGUUGUGUCGCGGAUUGCAGAGCUUUGAAAAGGUGAAGGAUGUAGCUAAUGUGGCACUGCUCCUCUCUAACACUGGGCGCCUUAUGCGACUGUGUGCCUUCCACUCCGUCCCCAAGGAUGAGCCGCGCCAGUUUGUCAACCCUGAGCGGCUUUACUACGAACAGGCACUGAAGGAGUACCAGAAGGCAUUGGAAGUGCUCAAAUCCAGGAAGAAGAAUGAGGAGAUCUGGGAGUUGGUGGUGUGGGAAUAUGGCACCACCCUUUACACCAUGGCAUCCCUACUGCAGGAUCACCCACCCCUUAAGCCACAGGGAGGAAAGGAUAUUGCCCGAGAGGUGGUGGAGCUCUUCACUAAGGCUCUCAAGUACUGUGAUGUGAAAACUCCAGGUGCUCGCCAGCCUCUCUACCAGUACAGGGCAGCAGUGGUGUACAUGAGGCUGGCCAGCAUAUACCACAACAGUGUGAGACAAGGUCAAGGGGACAUGAAGAAUAUAAGACAUCUGGCAGAAUUGAACUACAAGAAGGCAGCUGCUCUGUUUCUGCUGCUGGACAAUCCCAUAGAUAUCCUGAAGGUGCAGCUGGACCAGGCAGUGCUGAUAGAGGACCACUUGCAAGGAGUUCACAAUCAGCAGCUGAUGAUGAAGCUGCACCUGUCAGUCAUCCAGUUGUUGGUGGACUGCAUUCCAGCUCUGAAGACCAGUCAGUCCCUCAUCCAAGCCAGAAGCAACCCAAGACCCUGCAGCGAGACCACUCAGGUUCCUACUGAUGCCACCCAGACCAGGCAGGGGGAGAAUACCAGCACAGAGGACACCAGCAGCCACAGGGGAAGUAGCAGUAGGGAAAGCAGCUCUCCACGGACAGAGGAGGAAGAGAACCUGGACAAAAUUCAGGAGCUCUUGGUUGUGUUUGAGAAGAAGCUGCAGAGUUCCCUGAUGGCACUUAUAAAGAUACACUCUACAGGGAGGUCGUCCAAGAAGGGGAACCCUCUUGGAUCAGACCUGAGCCUACUGAAGCAGAUGUACAGUCUGAGCCUCAACCAGCAGUCAUUGCCUCGCAUCACCCACCUGUUGACUGCCACCUCGGCCCUGCUGCCUCUUCUCAAACAGAUCACCACACACAGAUAAUGCUGAUCAUGAACCUUUGUCCUGGUGCAGUGAGGAGUGCUGGGUCCUCAUCUUGUCACCACCAGGAUAAUUCUUUCACCUGGUAUAGUGAGGAGUGCUGGGUCGUCAUCUUGCCACCACCAGGAUAAUUCUUUGACCUGGUGUAGUGGGGUAGUAGGUCCUCCUCUUGUCGCCACCAAACAAUUAUUUUCUAUUUUUCCACAUAACUAGUGAGGUAUUUAUUUUUGUGUUACCUAAGUAAUAUAUCAAAAUCAUUUACCUAUGAGUGGUAGAUUCUUACCUUUGUUCUUCAUGUUGUUAGUGUUAAGGUAAUGAAGUCCUUUAUUUUUGUGUCAUGGGGGUAUUAGAAAGUCUUUGUUUCUUCCCUCUUUGUUUUUCAUCUUGUCAGUAUGAAGAUAUUUUUGUGCGUCACCAGUGGUUUUUAAUAUUUUUUUAUUUAUCUAUUUCCUUUAUUUAUUUGUAUUGAUUAUUGUUAUUAUUAUUAUUAUUAUUAUUAUUAUUAUUAUUAUUAUUAUUAUUAUUAUUAUUAUUAUUAUUUUUAACUUUUUUGUUAUUAUUUUAUUUUAUUUUAUUUUUUUCUUUUUGUGUGUGUGUAUUGUCAUUAUAUUGAGUCCUUGUCUUCUCUUUUCUCUUAAACCAUGAGGAAGAUUUAUUUUUCUCUUUUCCUCAUGAUUUUCUCUUUUCAGUUUCAUAACAAUUACAACUUUUCUCUCUUCUGUUUCAUCAAGAAUGCGCAUUGUUUUUGUCGCAUGCAUCAAGAUCUUUAGUAACCUUCUCAUCUCCAUUGUAUAUAUCUAUCCUUUCAUAAAAAAAAAUUCUUUCAUAAUUAUGGCUGUGUACAUUUUUUUUUUUUUUACUACAUUUAUAGGGAUGUCAAUUCUUUAAUUUUCAUGUUCAUGCCUUCAACAAGAAUCCAUUUUUGUCUGGCUGUGUUUAUUUUUUUUCAGUAUCACCACCACUAGCUUUACAGGGAUGUCUUUUGUAGAUGGUUGUUCAUAAUUGAGAUGUGAUAUUUUUCAUGAAUCUUUUCAAAAUGCCAUCCACGAGAUAUUCUUUAUUAAGCUCCAUUUAUUUGGCUAGAUAUUUUAAGAUUAUACAUGUUGGCUGCGCACAUUGAGAUUUCUUCAUCUACUAUGCUGAGUUUUGGUAAAGUUUUCUUUCCCUCUUGGUUGGAAUCCGGUCUCAUCCUGAAUGCUUAAUUUCUCUCACUGGUCUGUCAGUCUAAACUUUAAUAGCACACUAUCAAACUCCAGUGUCUUAUUGAGAGAACAGUGACCAGCAUAAGAGAACUAUCAUGCAAAUAAAUUGCAUUGGUAACUAGUCCAGAGGCAGCAUUAAGUGUGACUACUCUGAGCUAUAUCCUCAAGUAUGUUCAGCCUAGACUCAAGUAUUUUACCCAUAAAAAAGGCAUUUUUAGCAAAACAACAGACAGGCUUUAGAAAUUGACUUGUAGCAUUUGAGCAGGCCAGGACAGAGAGUGAAGUAGUGUACAGUGAGCAGAUGAAGGUGACCAUUGUGCAUCUACAUCAAGUCCAUCCAAGGAAGCUGAAUUUGCCCUGCUGUGACUGACUAGUGACCACAUUCGUUAUGCAAUUCAUCAUCAGCGUUUAUGAAUCUGCUGAAUUAUAAGAUGUGUCAUACUUUAAGUUCAUUUUUAUAGAUUAAGAAUUUGUAAUAUAUGAAAUGUGUGAUGAGAAUGUGGAUGCAGUUUUGUGGGGAUGGAGGGAAAGCUGGGAUGUGUGUGUGUGUGUGUGUGUGUGUGUGUGUGUGUGUGUGUGUGUGUGCAGGUACAGUUUCAGGUGUUGGGGGAAGACCUCAGGACUUGCAUGUCUUUCUGAAGGAGGCUCAAAAUCAGAACAUGCGGGAAUAGUGAGCAGAGAGUAGUAUGUUUUCUCAUUAGGGAAGGUCUUGUGUCACUUGGUGGUUUGCUGCAAAAGAUGCUGUGCCUCCCCCUGCCUCUGUGGAGACUGGGAAGCAUGACCCACACCUAUGGCCUGUGUGUGUUGGAUCCAUUCAGGAAACAGUCUUAUUUUCUGAGACAGAUUUCUCUCUGGUCUGAACUUUGCUUACAAAUACAAUCACAUUGAUUGGUUAUAGGACUAAUAUGUACUCUAGUGGAGUGUGCUGAAGGUAUUAUUCACCUUGAUGAUGUUAACUUUGUUGAUUAAUAAGAUGUGAUGAUAUGCAUAGUAACCAAAAAAUACAUGUUUUGUAGAUUACAAAAAGGUUUUGAUUGACUUAACCUUUUUUUCAGUCUUCCAAACAUGGCAUUACCUGUUGUAAUGUAUAACUCUUCUUCAUUUGAUGCAUGUGUUGCUGUAUUGAGAGUGAGCAGAGGUGUGAUCUCUUGUCUGGAGACAUGUGUACAUGUAGUGACUGGGAGGACAGGGACCCCACAAUUACCUUGAUACCUGAUGGUCCUUGUGGUCCCAAUGCCUGAGGUGCUGCUCUUAUGUUCUGGUCAGGAGGCUUGAUCCCCAGCCCAGCAAGUGUCUCUCAGGGCUACAGAUUUAUCCUGCCUGCAGAUUAGCUUCUUGGUGCCUCUAAGGAGUGACCAAGGAGAACUUCAUAUGCAGCUGCUGUAACUGGAAAACUUAUAGUAUAAUUUAAGUAAGUCAUUGUGGCACUAUUCAAAUACUUUUAUUUUUUUCAUGCACUACUGUUUGAAAUCAUGAGUUGAACUUAAUGGAUGAAGUUUUAUUGGUGUAAAUGUUUUGCAAAGACAAAGUAAAAAAGUAAGUAAAAAAGCAGUUUCUUACAACUAUAUGCACAUUAUCAGAAUUCAGUCUUACACCAUCAAAGAAACAUCAUUCAUUUGCAUAUUUUUAUUCAAGUAUAUUUUGUGAUUUAAUUUUUCCAUUGAAUUUCUAAGGUUUAGAUAAAAUUUUGAGUUACUUAGAGCUAUGUAUAUAAAAAUACCAGGUUUUAUUGUUAUAAUAUUACCAUCAAGAAACCUCAACAUCUACCUGUUUAAUUAAUUUUCCUAAUUCAAACAGAUUUUUGGAGUUUACCAGGCUUAUCAAUAAUUCCAUUCCAUGUUAAAAUAGGUGCCUAUCCCCACAGGUUUUAGGAGCUUGGGCUGGAAGGUCAAUAUGCCCCAACACGUGACAAGACAAGAACAGGUUGAAGUUUCCCUGUUUAUCACCCAGGAGACUGUUUGUGAAAUCUGAACCCUUGAAAUGGUGCAGCUGUGAGGCCUUCUAUGGUGGUGGUGAGUGAGCAACUGCAAGGCGAGGCAUGGCGCAGGCUGGAUGACCCAAAGAUGACCCAAGGUAAGGCCACAGUUCACAAGUGAGUCUGCACAGGUGAAUCAGCUGAUCUCAUGGUGGUC